AAACAUAAAUUAGUAUAGAUGAAGUGCGUACUGCUGUCAAAAUCCUCUCUUCCCUCUUUCUUUGUCAGAGAGUUGAAGAAAUGUUGAUUACACACUUUAUUAAUACUACUACUUCACUACUGAUUGUCUGUUUCUUUAUCUAAUAAUCUAAUCUCUUCUCAUAUGGACUAGCAAUAAAAUACGAAAGUGGAUUGAAAAUUAAAGUUUGCAGCUUUUGUGUAUUUUUUUUGGGCAUGUAAAUUCUCUACUAGCUAUGAAGUCUCCUCUUUCACACCUCCCAAUCGCCCCCUCCCCACCCUUGCCCUCCUCCCACCCUGUCCAUCACCACAGCCCUAUGGAGUUUGGAGAAUCUAGGGUUUGAAACCAUAACCCCAUAAGUUCCAAAAGUUCAACUAGAGGUCUCUUCUUUGUUUCUUUCUUGCUCAUUUAUUAUCUUCAGGUUCAGGUUAUGUCCUGUUUUUUUGGUUGAUUUCUUGAGUUUAAUAUCUCAAGAACCUCCCCCCCCCCUACCCCCCACCCCUCUCUUUUUGGAUAGUUUUUCUUGUGUUGCAUCAUUUAGUUGGAGUCUCUUCUACUUUAGGAACUAGGACUUCACUUUUGUGUUUCUUUUACUUUGUUUUACUCGGUGAGAGAUGGAGGAGAUUGAGGAAGCUAACAGGGUGGCAGUUGAGAGUUGUCAUAGAGUUAUUACUAUGUUAUCACAACCCCAUGAUCAAAAACAGUUUGGAAAUGUAGCAAGAGAGACUGGAGAGGCUGUACACAAGUUCAAGAAAGUGGCGACACUUCUAAAUUCCAAUUUAGGUCAUGCAAGAGUAAGAAAGGCCAAGAAAAUUAUAACCCCUUUACCUCAAAACCUCUUGUUAGAGAGCCCAAGUUGCAAAACUUAUGAUCAGCCUAAAUCCCUACAGUUACUGCCUAUCACAGAAAUUGGUUCUAAUGUGAAAAGCACUCUUACUUUAGCCAACCCUUCACUAGAAUUAAGCUCACAUAGUAAAAAUCCUCUUCAGUUAGCUCAACAAACACCGUUGUCAAGCUAUCACUUUCUCCAACAACAGCAACAGAGGAGGUAUCAACUUCAGCAGCAACAGUUAAAGCAGCAGACAGAUAUGAUGUACCGGCGAAGCAAUAGUGGGAUUAGCCUAAAUUUUGAUAGCUCUACUUGUACGCCAACUAUGUCAUCCACUAGAUCGUUUAUUUCCUCUUUGAGUAUUGACGGAAGUGUUGCUAACUUGGAUGGUAAUGCAAAUGCCUUCCAUUUUAUUGGGGCAUCACGCUCUGCGGAUCAGAGCUCAUUUCAACACAGGAAAAGGUGCUCAGGGAGGGGAGAGGAGGGAAGUGUGAAAUGUGGAAGCAGUGGUAGAUGUCACUGUUCCAAGAAGAGGAAGCACAGGGUGAAGAGGUCAAUCAAGGUGCCUGCUAUAAGUAACAAGCUAGCUGAUAUUCCCCCGGAUGAGUAUUCAUGGAGAAAGUAUGGACAGAAGCCAAUCAAAGGUUCUCCGCACCCUAGGGGAUACUACAAGUGUAGCAGCAUGAGAGGCUGUCCUGCCAGGAAACACGUUGAGAGAUGCUUGGAAGAACCUUCGAUGCUUAUUGUCACUUACGAAGGAGAACAUAACCAUUCUAGGUUGCCAUCUCAAUCGGCAAAUGCAUGAGAUCUUUAGAGAAUGCUAGCAAAGAUCAUCGAUCACAAGCCUCGGGAAAUUUCUCAUACUAUUUUUGACCAGCUUCAAUUGUUCCUGUACAUAUUUUGCUUUGAAGUGCAAAUGUGGACAAAUACUAGUUCAAAAUUGGGAUGUCUAUUAGGUAUAUGGAAAGGCAACUGCGAAGCCAGGUUCAUGUAGAAUGAUGCAGUGAAACUUUGAGGUUUCCUAAUUGUAAGAAUAUCCUCAUCAAGUGUGACUCAAAGUUAGGAAUUUUGCAAAUUUUCUGUUGUGCUGAUUUAAUAAUAGGAUGCAGAUCUUCGGUUGAA
Capsicum annuum is the source of this 1969-nucleotide messenger RNA. RefSeq names its product probable WRKY transcription factor 21. NCBI's taxonomy places the organism in Eukaryota, Viridiplantae, Streptophyta, Magnoliopsida, Solanales, Solanaceae. Gene Ontology annotation, molecular function: sequence-specific DNA binding; DNA-binding transcription factor activity. Gene Ontology annotation, biological process: regulation of DNA-templated transcription. The transcript is spliced from 3 exons. Bases 633 to 1652 code for a protein of 339 amino acids. The record is from RefSeq and is a predicted model, not a curated record.